Molecule: messenger RNA, 6956 nt
Organism: Oncorhynchus nerka (sockeye salmon)
Lineage: Eukaryota; Metazoa; Chordata; Actinopteri; Salmoniformes; Salmonidae
Exons: 34
Coding region: 132-4349 (1405 amino acids)
Biological process (GO): lipoprotein metabolic process; lipid transport
Cellular component (GO): membrane; extracellular region
Molecular function (GO): lipid binding
Source: RefSeq, a predicted model, not a curated record
AGAAAGACAAAAAGGUGAGUUUCGUGUCUCACACCCUCAUCACCAGAGAGGAACAACAAAGAAAGUGUUUUGACAAGUUUUGGACUGGGAUCCCUCUUCACUGGAUAGGGACCCUUUCCUGUCUAGGCAGGAUGGAACAGUGCACGUUGAAGCCAGAUGUGAAAAGAAAUCAACAGAAACAGCCUUUACCUCCACCGAAGCCUGCAAAGGAGGCCAACAGGAACUUGAUCCAGACAGAGACUAGAGGGAAACAAGCCAGAACUCCAGUGGUUCCAUCCAUAGUUAGACCCAUUGCAAAGGAACCAAAUGUUAUGGCCAGAAACGGCAGUCGCAAGAGGACACAGGCAGAGCACAUAAAGGGCUCAACAGAAAUGGACAUUUCACCGAUUAAGGCCUCUGAUCCCCGAGAAGAUGAGACCGACUUCAAGCAGGACAAAUUUGGGGGUCUUGGUGGAAUGUUUCAGAAAUUACAAAAAGAGCCAACCCCUACCUUUACAAGCUACAUGACAGAUAAUGAGACGCCUGAAGAGCCCACCCCAGAAAAGGAGCAGUCCUCUGAGAACACCAAGAAGAGGCUGAGUCAGGCCAAACAAGACAAAGGAGGACUGAUGGGAGGAAUGUUCCAGAAAGCAACUAAAGACAAACUCUCUUCUCCUUCACUGACGGACAAUCUCUCAGUUCACAGUGAGCUUUUAGCCAGCAACAACAGUCUCUCUGACAACAACAACAUCAAAGAGAAGGGAGGCAUCUUCAGUGGAAUGUUCAAGAAGUCUACCAAACCUGUGGAAGAACCACCUCAAACAGAAGAGGACCAGCAGUCACUACACAGUGAGCUCUCAGCCAGCAAUGACAGUCUCUCUGACAACAACAACUCUAAGGCAAAAGGAGGACUUUUCAGUGGAAUCCUCAAAAAAUCCCCCAAAGCUCCUCGAGAGGGCACACUUGCAGAGGCAUUACACGGUGAACAUUCAGGCAGCAAUGACAGUCUUUCUAAAAACAACAGUAAAGAGAAAGGAGGCAUAUUCAGUGGAAUGUUCAUCAAAUCCCCCAAGCCUGCUGCUGAUGCUUCUCAACCUGUGGGAAAAAAGGGGCUAUUCAGUGGAAUCCUUAAAAAGACCCCCAAAUCAUCUGGAGAUGAAACACCUGCGCAAGACAAUCUUGCAACAUGCAGUGAGCUCUCAGUCAGCAACAACAGCCUUUCUGAUACCAACAACACCACGGAGAAAGGAAGUUUAUUCAGUGGAAUGUUCAAGAAAUCUCCUAUUCCUGCCGAUGAAGGCUCUCAACAAGAAGAGGAGAGAGGUAAAUUCAGUGGAAUGUUCCAAAAAUCACCUAAACCUGCCGAUGAAGGCUGUCAACCAGAAGAGGACAAGCGGUCCUUACACAGUGAGCUCUCAGCCAGUAAUGACAGUCUCUCUGACAACAGCAACCCUAAGGGUAAAGGUAUAUUCAGUGGAAUGUUCCAAAAGGCUCCUAAAACAGCUGAAGCCUCGCAACCAGAAGAGGAUUCAGAUUUGGGAACAGACUGUAAUGACAACCUCUCAGAAAGCAAGGAAAAAACAGGGAUUUUGGGACUCACUGGGAUUUUCAAAAGGUCUCCAAGACCAUCGCCAAAGCCAUCCCCACGCUUCACUGUUGAUAAGGACCCUCUUACUGAGUACAAGGAACUCUCUGCCAGCAAUGACAGCCUCUCAGACUUCACCACAAUUAAGGAAAAUCUCUCUGCACAAAGAGAACUCUCAGCCAGCAAUGGUAGUUUUUCCGACACUACAACCACCAGCAAAGAGAAAAAAGGAGGGUUUGCAGGAAUCUUCAGGAGAACUCCAAAACCUUUCGAGCAACAGGACAGUAUGGACACAGAGCCACCUGUGAGAGGUAGUCAGCUGAAGCGCCGUCGGACAAUCAAGAAGAAGAGACGGGUUGUGUCAUUCCAAGUGAAAAGAACUCUCCCGAGGAUUCCAAAACGUACUGCUGCUCGGGACUCUGAUAAGGAGCCUAUCAUUGAGGAGGCUGUGGAGCUGCAAGGGCUGGCCCCACUGCAGGAGAGCACAGUGGAGAUCCAGCCUGUGGAGAUGGCAGCAUACCCCACUGAUGGAGUCAACCUUUUGGAGUCUGAAGAGGAGAGCGACGGCCUGUUGGACUGGUGGAGAUCAGUCGAAGGUUGGGAGCAAUGGAAUGAAACAUCCCAUUUCCAAGAGGAUGAAGCAGAUAUGGCGGUGGAGCAGGUGGCUGACCGUGUGUUCAUGGCGGCUCGGCUGUUUGUGCGUCUCUUCAACCAGCGGGGAGCGUCACUGCAGGGCCGUAUCCUGGAGCUGCUGGCCCAGGCCGACGCUGCCGACCAGUUCCACAAGAGGACGGUGACGGCCGCUGUAGGGGGUGGCGUGGCCAGCGUGUGUGGCAGUGUGGCCACCAUCACCGGCCUCAUCCUUGCCCCCUUCACCUUCGGAGCCUCCAUCAUCGUCACCGCUGUAGGCAUCUCCGUGGCGACCGCUGGAAGCAUCGCCUCGGCAACGGCCAACAUCACUGAUACAGUGCACUCCAACAUGGACUGUAAGAAAGUGGAGAAGAUGAUUCAGGGCUACCAGGAGGAGAUCAAAGACAUCAGGGAGUGUAUGGAGUUUGUACAGGAAGGUAUGGAAGCUCUGCAGGAGGGGAACUUUGAAAAGUACACUGAGAGUGCAACCAAGAAGGCUCUGAACCACAACAUUAAGCACGUGAUGAAGGAGGGGGGGCGGGCCGGAAAGAAACUGAUGAUCAACACAGACAAGCUCAUCAGCACCGUGCAGGUUCUAGGUGUGGCAGGGGGGGCCGCCAAAGCAGUUAAGGCCAUCAGCGUUACCACGGGCGUUAUGUCCGCUCUCUUCCUCGCACUUGACGUCUUCUUCCUCGCCAAGGAUUCCCAUGAGCUGCGCAAGGGCGCCAAGACAAAGUUCGCCUCCGAGAUCCGAGAGAUGUGCAAGGACCUGCAGGAUGGGCUACUGGAGCUGAACAAGGUGAAAACCCAGUUGCAGAAAACCAUGGAUGGGAUCGAGCUGGAAGAGUACGAGGAGGAGGAGGAAGUGGAGGUGGAAGUGGAUGAUGACCUAGAGUCAGACCCAGUUAAACUCGCUCAGCUGGAGCAAGAGCUGGACCAGUUAGAGGAGAAGUUGGACAAGAAGGUCCAGGAGGAACAGAAAUGGAAUAAAAGCAAGGAGGAGGCAGCUAAGAGUGAGGAAAGGGAAAUGAAGGAGGAGAAGAAUAGUAAAAAGAAGGAUAGUAAUAAAGAGGAGGGAAAGAAGGCGAGGCCUAAAAGUAAAACAAUCGAGUUGGGUGAGACUGAGAAAUUGGAGAUGGAGAAAGAGCGGACGACUGAGAGGGGAGACACUAGUGGUAGUGUGAAAGGUGAUACUAGCAGCGUUCAGAAUAAAAAAGGGUCAGAGAAAGAUAAAGGAAUGGAGAGUAGAAACACCAAUGAAAAAGGAAAUGUUGAGGGCAAAAAAGAGAAAAGAAAUGAUAGAGGCAGUACGAAUGAGGAGGGUGAAGAAAAGGCAAGAGAGACUGAAAAACAAAGAGGUAGAGGCAAUAAAAAUGAGCUGGCUGAUACAAAGAAAGGGAUUUCAAAUGAAAAUGUAGAGUCUGAAAGGGGGAAGAGUGAAAGAUUGAAGGAACAAAAAGUAGCUGGAUGGGAGACUAAGAUGAGGGUGAGGGAAACUUCAGAAAGAGGAAACGCAAGCAGACAUAGCAUCAAGACUGACAAUGAGCAAAUCCCGAAGAGGAGUCCGAGGGAGAGAGGCAGUAGAGAUGAAAGACCAGCGAUUGCUCCAGGGAGAAGACGCAGUAAAGAUCUGAAGUGUGGGAGCAUAACUGAAACGGGUGAGAUGGAGAGAACGAGUAAGACUGAAAGGGGUGGGGUAGAGAGGGGGAUUAGGAACUGGAGAGCAGAGAUGGAUAGGGGAAGUCAAGAUAAGCACAGUAUUGACUUAAAGGGAGACUCAGAGAGGGGGAAGACAAAAGAGGAAUCGGAGGUGAAAAGAACGAGUGGGGUUGAGAGAGGGACAGCUAAAGGGACCUCUAAGGAAGAAGGAGUGAUGGAGAGAAUGUCCAGGAGGGAGAACAAAGACAGGGAGUUGGGGUGUAAGAGGGAAAGAGCUGAGGAAAAGUGUGGGAGUAAGAUUGAGAAAAUGCAAAGAAAAUUUGAAAGUGGUAGGGAGGGAGGCAUCAGAAAGGAAGAUGAGGAGGUUCAUCAGUGUGAAAGGGACAGGAAGGAGGGUGAUGUUGAAAGGAAAAGGAGAGAUGGUGAUGCUGAGCAGAAGCCUCUCCGCCAAGGCGCUCAUCCACGCUCCAAAGCCAUUUGCCAAUUUUACAUCUGAUGCAUUAUUAACUGAGUACUUAAAGAAGUAUUUUAAAAGGGAUUAACCUAGUGUUUGGUUUUACAUUAUUUACUUGGGGACAAAUUGAGACAAAGACAGUCAUUGUGUUUUAAAUAUUUGAUAGAGCAAUGGAACUCCAAUGUGCAUUUUUAUACACAUUUUUCAUGACAAAGAGAUUUUUUUUAACUGUAAAGAUUGUUGUAUGAAAAUUAAUUUCUCGUGGACAGACAUACAUCAACAAUUGUCUGGAAGGAAUGGGAUGUAUGGAAUAACAAGCAGCAGAAGUUCCGUUUUUUUUUUUUUUUUUGUCGCUGGUUAUUUGGACAAGUCACAAUUUCGCAGGUGUUAGCAUGUUUAGAAUUUCGGAAGUGAAGUGGACAUUCGGCCAUAACUUUCAAAUAUGGUGGAGCUCCUUGUUCCGCUCCUCAUUCUGGCAUCUCUUCCACCUCUUCACUUAACAUGUGUGGACCUAGAAUUGAAUCGAGCACCUGACCAAAUGCUGGGGACUUUAGUUCUCGGUUAACCAACAUUAUAUGAACAAAUCGUCCAAAAGCUGGUAACAAUUCAUACAGAUGUCAAUUAACUCCAUAGGAAGAGCACUUUAUAGAGCAUUGGCUGAUGCUCAUUGGGCCGAUUCUGACCCGAAUUAAGCGCACAUAAAUGGAACGUAAUUACUUUUUUAUGCACUAUUCUCUCUAUGCGUAUUCUGACCUAAACUUAAGCUAGAGAAAAGCAUGGUAUUCACCCGCUAUUUGUUCGGGGUGGAGAUCUAAUAAAAUGGAGGUGUGGCACAGGUGUGUUUAUAGAUCCUCCAUAUUCUGAUUUUGCCUUAAUUCCCUCAUAAUUCCACCACCUUUAUGCAAAGGAAAUCAUGAAUAAGGUUAGAACGAACCUGCCGGUUUCAAGUGGGAAAAGCAUCUACUUAAUUUUUUAUAUAUAUAUAUAAAUAACAGCAUUCUCCAUGCACUGUAAUACAUACAUUGAUAAGAGCUAUAUAAGUGAGUAACCCGUUUGGAGAAAGGGAUUGCAAAUACACAUAGCAAUUGUUUUAGAUCAUUCAUCGUUAUGAUCCCUGGAGAAGAACGUGAAACCAGUCAUAUGGAAGAAAACUGAAAAUCAUAUCAACAUGACAUGUAUUGCGGCACCUUUUCCAAAGUGAAGUAGGCUCUAAAGAGCUGUACCGUUAUUCUGAAUUUUAAUUGUGCGCGUAAAUGAAAUUUGUAGAUCCAAGCUAUAGGCUUCUGUAGAGCUGAACCUGACGAUUUGAUGCAUGCGCUUUCGAAUGUUUUAAUGGUAUGCCCGGGCAUUUCUACGUUUUAUUUUGUAUCAUGUUAAAUAUGAUCCACUAUUGGGAACAACCACCAGUAAUACCCACAUACAUUUACAACUGUCACUUUAAUGUUCGUUUUUUUCUUCAAUUUGUAGCUUCCAUUUUGCAUCCUUCCAUUCCGUUUUACGUGUCUUUCCUUUGUCACGUCUGUGGAGUUGUUCCCGAGGGUCGCUAGCGUUAGUGGUUCAUAUUAGGCUAAUGUUGUGCAAUAAUUUGGGACAAGUAGCCUAUUUGAAUCAUUAUGGAACUCAGACCACACGUAGCAGGUUAAACCUGGAGCCUGGCACACGGUUCACGACGACUGGAGCAGUCACACAGUUCCAUGAUGAGUGAGGAAUAGGAUAUAUAUAAUUAUUGUUCAUUCCUAAUUGUGCACUUUUCCCCACCUUACAAUAUUUAUUGGAUUGAAUAUGACAACUUUCAGGGUGUAUUUGUUUUAUUCAUAAAUGCAUUCUGUGCGUAAAUGUUCUCCAAACCUAUUUUUUUUAAUGAUUCAUACAUACUUUCUUAACCCCAAACUGUGUUUAAAUAAUCAGAGUAUUUUUAAAUCUACCAGUUGGUGCUGAAACGGAGACGAAUAUGCAUAUAUUUAGAUGGCUUUCUUUUAUUGAUCUCUAUAUUCUGAACCCAUUCUCAAUGUAUUCUAGUCAGUCUGUUGACAGAAUUUGAAUUUUAAAAAAGGUACACAGUAUUUAAAAGGGAUGGCUUAAAAUGAACGUAGGUUACUGAAAAUCCUGUUGAAAGAAAACUGACCAGGAAGUGAGAGGGAUUUCAGCAGUUGAAUUAACCUUUUCAUGGGUGAGUUCCAAAUAUCUUUAACGGUCCCCAGCGUGUUUUUUUUUAUGCACGUGAUGUGAGAAUGCACUCACUAGCUUGGUUUCCAACCAAUUGGCAACAGAUGUUCAUUCAAAAAUCAGUAUAAAGAAAAUAUGUGCAUUUGCCCACCAGUAGCGUUUCUACCAAAUGGACUUGUGGAUAAAAAUCAGUGCGUGAUGACGUAGUGCAGACGAAAUGUACUUUUUUUGCUUACGUUUACAUUUACAUUUACAUUUAAGUCAUUUAGCAGACGCUCUUAUCCAGAGCGACUUACAAAUUGGUGCGUUCCCCUUAAGACAUCCAGUGGAACAGCCACUUUACAAUAGUGCAUCUAAAUCUUUUAAGGGGGGUGAGAAGGAUUACUUUAUCCUAUCCUAGGUAUUCCUGAAAGAGGUGGGGUUUCAGGUGUCUCCGUAAGGUGUCUUACGUUUUCAUGUACGGAAUAAAAAUCUAAAGUUCAA